Messenger RNA from Symbiodinium sp. CCMP2592, 1209 nucleotides. NCBI's taxonomy places the organism in Eukaryota, Dinophyceae, Suessiales, Symbiodiniaceae. The record is from the annotation of a GenBank genome assembly.
AUGCCGAAAGCACUCAAGAAGAGGAAGCCCAAGCCCGUCCCUGGCGAAGAGAACGAGCAGAACGGUUUCGCCAACCUCGAGGAUGUGGCGAAUGUUCUUGCGCGGAAGCUCGAGUUCCAUUUCACGCACGACAAGGAUUCCGAGCGCGCGGUGGACACGGCAGAAUGCAAGGAGCUUCUGCAGGUGCUCGGAGAGCUCCGGCAGAAGGUUCAGGGUGUCCACACCGGCGCGUAUAAGAUGCUUGUACAGAAGCUCGAACGAGGCCUCGAAGCCACUGGACGGCCGAAGGCCAACGAGGGCCCGCUAUCUUCUCGCGGGCCCGCGGCGUACGUGGAGAUGAAGGUUCAGCUGCUUCUGAGCUACCUCAUCGCUUUGACUUACUACCUGCUCUUGAAGGUCAAAGGGGUACCAGUCCAGUCCCAUCCGGUCGUGCCUCGGCUGCUCUGGAUCAGAUCCCUUCUAGAGAAGCUGAAGCCAGUGGAUCAGCGUUUGCAGUAUCAGAUGAAUAAGCUCCUGCAGUGGUCGGAUGCCAAGAAAGCGGAACAGCUCGCAGGUGCGCCGGAUGCCCACGCCUUGCGGCCGGGCAAGCUGGCAAUGACCGUGGGAGAUGAGGAGGAUGAUGAGGCGGAGGAGGCUCCAGAAGAGAAGCAGGAGGAGGGCGUCUACAAGCCGCCGAAGAUCGCACAGGUGGAGUACACCGGCGAUCACGUCUCCAUGCAGGAAAAGGCCGAGAAGGAGCUGGAGCGAAAGAAGGCGCGGCUCGAGCGCAGCGAGUUCAUGAGAAGCCUGCGGGAGGAGUUCACCGAUGCACCCCGGGAGAUCUUGGGUGAGGAGAAGUCUGCACGCGCGGCGAAAGCCGAGCGUCUGCUGCAGGAGCAGCAAGAGUACGAAGAAGACACAAUGACGCGCAUCCGGGUCAAGAAGGCAGACCUCCGGAAACAACGACAGGCAUUGAGGGAAGGGCGCCAGACCUCAGGCGGAGCGGUCUCGCUCUACGAUGCCUCUGCCGACUUCAACGACAUCCUCCGAAGUGCAGAUAGAGGGCGAGGCCGCCGGCAGAGUCGGGGUGGAGGAGUCCUGAAAGAGUACGAAGACGCCAAGCGGCGAGCGCAGGGCGUCCGCGCGAACGUGGCCACCGCCUUCGACACAGCUCCUGGCAAGCGAAAACGCGGCGGAGGUAGCAUGAGGGGAAGAGCACGCCGACGGUGA